CCCGGCGCCCCCCGCUCCGCCCCUGCUCCGCCCACCCGCCGGUGGCCCCGGGGGACGCAGGGGGAGGGGCGCGGAGGCGGCGGCCCCUGGAACAGCGCAGCGCAGGGGAGCGCGCUCUGCACUUGGAGCCUGCCCGCCCGUCAGAUCCCGGCUGUGCAUUCAGCGGGACACGUGGCUGUCAAGAAUCAUGAGCAACCCAUUUGCACACCUUGUUGAGCCUUUGGAUCUUGCACAACCAGGAAAGAAAUUCUUCAAUUUGAAUAAAUUGAAGGAUUCAAGAUAUGAACGCUUACCAUUUUCUAUCAGAGUCCUCCUGGAGGCAGCCGUUCGGAACUGCGAUCAGUUUUUGGUGAAGAAAAAUGACAUCGAAAACAUCCUAAAUUGGAAUGUCAUGCAGCAUAAGAACAUAGAAGUGCCAUUUAAGCCUGCCCGUGUCAUCCUGCAGGACUUCACGGGUGUGCCAGCUGUGGUUGACUUUGCUGCCAUGCGUGAUGCCGUGAAGAAGUUAGGAGGAGAUCCCGAGAAAAUAAACCCCAUCUGUCCCGCCGAUCUUGUAAUUGAUCAUUCCAUCCAGGUGGACUUCAACAGAAGGACAGACAGUUUACAGAAGAAUCAAGACCUGGAAUUUGAGAGAAAUAGAGAACGAUUUGAAUUUUUAAAGUGGGGUUCUCAGGCUUUCCGCAACAUGCGGAUUAUCCCCCCUGGCUCAGGAAUCAUCCACCAGGUGAAUCUGGAGUAUUUGGCAAGAGUGGUAUUCGAUCACGAUGGUUAUUAUUACCCGGACAGCCUCGUGGGCACGGAUUCGCACACUACCAUGAUCGAUGGUUUGGGCGUCCUUGGUUGGGGAGUAGGCGGAAUCGAAGCCGAAGCCGUCAUGCUGGGCCAGCCCAUCAGCAUGGUGCUUCCGCAGGUGAUUGGCUACAAGCUGGUGGGAAAUCCCCACCCCCUGGUGACAUCCACUGACAUCGUGCUCACCAUUACCAAGCACCUGCGCCAGGUGGGGGUCGUGGGCAAAUUUGUGGAGUUCUUUGGGCCGGGAGUAGCCCAGUUGUCCAUUGCUGACCGAGCUACCAUUGCGAACAUGUGUCCAGAGUAUGGAGCCACUGCUGCCUUCUUCCCGGUUGAUGACGUUAGCAUCAAGUACCUGGUGCAGACAGGUCGUGAUGAAGAAAAAGUAAAGCAAAUGAAAAAGUAUCUUCAAGCUGUAGGAAUGUUUCGGGAUUUCAGUGACCCCUCUCAAGACCCAGACUUUGCCCAGGUUGUGGAAUUAAAUUUAGGAACGGUUGUGCCUUGCUGCAGUGGACCAAAAAGGCCUCAGGACAAAGUCGCCGUGACUGACAUGAAAAAGGACUUUGAGAGCUGCCUCGGAGCCAAGCAAGGGUUUAAAGGAUUCCAGGUUGCUCUGGACCAUCAUAAUGACCACAAGACGUUUAUCUACAAUAAUAGCGAAUUCACCCUUACUCAUGGUUCUGUGGUCAUUGCUGCCAUUACUAGCUGCACAAACACCAGUAACCCAUCUGUGAUGUUAGGGGCAGGACUGUUAGCAAAGAAAGCUGUGAAUGCUGGCCUGAACGUGAAGCCUUACAUCAAAACUAGCCUGUCUCCUGGAAGCGGUGUGGUCACCUACUACCUGCGGGAGAGCGGGGUCAUGCCAUAUCUGUCCCAGCUUGGGUUUGAUGUGGUGGGCUACGGUUGCAUGACCUGUAUCGGCAACAGCGGGCCCUUACCUGACCCUGUGGUCGAAGCCAUCACGCAGGGAGACCUGGUUGCUGUUGGAGUACUCUCUGGGAACAGGAAUUUCGAAGGUCGAGUCCACCCCAAUACCCGGGCCAACUAUUUAGCCUCUCCGCCCUUGGUGAUAGCCUAUGCAAUUGCUGGGACCAUCAGGAUCAACUUUGAGAAAGAGCCGCUGGGGGUCAAUGCAAAGGGAGAGCAGGUAUUUCUGAAAGACAUCUGGCCAACCCGAGACGAGAUCCAGGCGGUGGAGCGUCAGUACGUGAUCCCAGGCAUGUUUAAGGAGGUCUACCAGAAGAUAGAGACCGUGAAUGAAAGCUGGAAUGCCUUAGCAGCCCCAUCGGACAAGCUAUAUUGCUGGAAUCCCAAAUCUACAUACAUUAAAUCACCACCAUUCUUUGAAAACCUGACUUUGGCUCUUCAGCCGCCCAAAUCUAUAGUGGAUGCCUACGUGCUGUUAAACUUGGGAGAUUCCGUAACAACUGACCACAUCUCUCCGGCUGGAAAUAUCGCAAGAAACAGCCCCGCUGCUCGCUACUUGACUAACAGAGGCUUGACUCCACGAGAAUUCAACUCCUAUGGCUCCCGCCGAGGGAAUGAUGCCAUCAUGGCACGGGGGACAUUUGCCAACAUUCGCUUAUUAAACAAAUUUUUGAACAAGCAGGCACCACAGACUAUACAUCUGCCUUCUGGAGAAAUUCUUGACGUGUUUGAUGCCGCCGAGCAGUACCAGCAAGCAGGCCUGCCCCUGAUCAUUCUGGCCGGCAAAGAGUACGGCUCAGGCAGCUCCCGAGACUGGGCGGCCAAGGGCCCUUUCCUUCUGGGAAUCAAAGCUGUCCUGGCUGAGAGCUACGAGCGCAUUCACCGCAGUAACUUGGUGGGAAUGGGGGUGAUUCCCCUUGAAUACCUCCCUGGGGAGACUGCAGACACCCUGGGACUCACGGGGCGGGAACGAUACACCAUCAUCAUUCCAGAAAACCUCACACCACGAAUGAAAGUGCAGGUCAAGCUGGAUACUGGGAAGACCUUCCAGGCCAUCAUGAGGUUCGACACGGACGUGGAGCUCACUUAUUUCCACAACGGAGGCAUCCUCAACUACAUGAUCCGCAAGAUGGCCAAGUAGGCAAGCUGCGCUCGGAGCCCCAGGCUUGGAGCUGCACCGGGGGAGCAAAGCGCCACUAGCCAGCCGGGUCCUUGGCGCAGAGCAUCCCCGCAUGGAGGCGUGUGAGCACUGAAGUACUGGUGCCAUUCCUCCAGGCACAGAAUGAGCAGUUUCUGCAUUCUCUAUUUUUGUGGAUCUUUUUCUCUUUUUCUAGAAUUUGGAAGCUAGAAUGGUGGCAAUGUCAGUAGUGCCAGAAAGAGAGAACUUGAGCUUGUCUGUAAAGUCACUGAUCACAGAAUGUUGAGUUUUCACUCUUGGCCUGUUAAUGUUCAGCUGGACACUAGUCAGUCUUCUCAGAAGGCAUCCCCUGUCCUCGUUUCUGUUCCUCUCUCUUCUCCUCUGCUCCAUGAAGCCUUCCCUUGAGGGCCACUGGUCCUUGCCUGUUAUACCAGUAUGAACUGACAUGGUAGAUGAAAACAUUCUCACACCGCAAAUCACGGCGGUGAUUGUGAUUCUCCCCUCCGCCUUUUUCCUUCAGAUGGAAUGAUCCAGGCACCUCGUGGACAGGUCAGACACUGACAUUUUUUGAUUAUGUACCUUUUGAUGGAUCAACACUAAAAAAAAAAAUGUGAUGUUUUCUUUCACUCUUUUCAGAACUUUUCCCUAGAAAACUUUUCAUUUGUCCAGAGGAGAACUUUAGAGGUGGUUUUGGAGAGAGACAUAGAACAUUUGUAAUUUGAAUAAAAUUAAAUCUAUUUUCAAGGAAAA
Molecule: messenger RNA, 3604 nt
Organism: Mustela erminea (ermine)
Lineage: Eukaryota; Metazoa; Chordata; Mammalia; Carnivora; Mustelidae
Gene: ACO1
Product: aconitase 1
Exons: 21
Coding region: 188-2857 (889 amino acids)
Biological process (GO): tricarboxylic acid cycle; citrate metabolic process
Cellular component (GO): mitochondrion; cytosol
Molecular function (GO): aconitate hydratase activity; iron-responsive element binding; 4 iron, 4 sulfur cluster binding
Source: RefSeq, a predicted model, not a curated record